Molecule: messenger RNA, 1032 nt
Organism: Betta splendens (Siamese fighting fish)
Lineage: Eukaryota; Metazoa; Chordata; Actinopteri; Anabantiformes; Osphronemidae
Product: cathepsin Z
Exons: 6
Coding region: 41-940 (299 amino acids)
Cellular component (GO): lysosome
Molecular function (GO): cysteine-type endopeptidase activity
Source: RefSeq, a predicted model, not a curated record
CAGGCGGCGCUCGACGCACGUCACAACGACAACAGACAACAUGGCGGCUUCUGAAACGGUCCCUCCGCUGUUUGUCGUCGCGUUGUUUCUCUUGCAAAUUGCUUCCUCGACGCUUUUCCCGGAGCCUUGUUACAAACCCGUCACAGACGACAGGCCGGACUCCGUGAGGACUGGGGUCCGGCCACAUGAGCGUCUCAAUGUGUCUGACCUUCCUCUUUCUUGGGACUGGAGAAACAUUAAAGGGAAGAAUUAUGUGAGCAUUACAAGGAACCAACACAUCCCCCAGUACUGCGGCUCCUGCUGGGCCAUGGGAGCCACCAGUGCGCUAGCAGACCGUAUCAACAUCAAGCGUGAAGGUGCGUGGCCGCUCGCCUACCUGUCCGUUCAGAAUGUGAUUGACUGCGGGAGGGCGGGCUCUUGCUAUGGAGGAGAUCACCUGAGAGUCUACGCUUAUGCUCACGAGAGCGGCAUUCCUGAUGAAACCUGCAACAACUACCAGGCCAGGAAUCAAAGGUGCGAGCUGUUCAACCAGUGCGGUACCUGCUCCUAUGAAUCGUGCGCUGUUGUCAAGAACUACACCGUGUGGAAAGUGGGAGACUACGGGGAAGUUUCUGGAAGGGACAAGAUGAAAGCUGAAAUUUACACCAACGGGCCCAUCAGUUGUGCUCUGAUGGCCACCGACAGCCUGGAAGCUUAUUCCGGAGGGAUCUUCUCCGAGUUUCACGCCCUCUCGUUGCCGAAUCACAUUGUGUCUGUGGCAGGUUGGGGUGUAGCAGAGGACGGGACCGAGUACUGGGUCGUCAGAAACUCCUGGGGAGAGUUUUGGGGGGAACACGGAUGGGCGCGGAUCGUCACCAGUGCUUACAAAAGAGGAAAAGGCAACUGGUUCAAUUUGGGUAUUGAGAAGAACUGCGCUUAUGGAGAUCCUAUUGUAACAUAAGAAAAUUCUAGUUGUGUUUAAAUUGUCCAACUGCUCUUUCUACUUUUCUGUGUUUUAUCCUAAUUUAUAAAAAACUUACACUACAAACUAUA